AUGUCCAACUACUACAAGGUCAGGACUGUGCCAAAGCCUUCGCCGUACGUUGUCUCCGGGUCACUGGCCGGAUCGACUUUCAAGACUCGUGGCAACCGCUCGGAGAUGUACGAUAUUAUCUCCAAUCAGAAGGUGGCAGACGAUGAUCAGUGUUGCCCUUCAACUACGUCCUUUGGACCGGUUAUGACGGGAGACGAAUGGAUGAGAAUGUGCUUCGACAAGACAGAAAAGAAAUGGUGUGAAAAUGAGGGAAAUGUCAUCAACCUUCUAUUUUAUCACGAACUAAUGAUUCCAACAGAUACAGACCAAGCAGAGCCACUUGCCUUGGGAUACGGAAGAAUUAACAAGAUUCGAGUUAACUUCCUUUUUGAUGAACCUGCUGUACGUUUUUAUUACCAUACACAGUGCGAAAGCGCAGUUAUAAAACACCGGCUUCAGAUUGAAUUUGGAUAUUCGUUUGUCGGGUCGAAUCCAAUGGUUGUGCACUAUAUGCAUUUGAAAUCUUAUGAAGAAGUUGGCAUGGAUCCUGGCAAGCUGUAUCUUCACGUCGUUAAAGAUGGAUCCUGUCACGGUCGCCUUCUAUCGGUAAAUGCAAAGAUUAUCCUCUUUAUAGACAUGGUCGACGAGGAUUUCACAAAUGCUCCCGAGGAUUCCCAAUGCCUUGUGGUAUAUCUGGCUGUGAAUGCUACAAAUAUGACUGAAACCAGUGACUUCGAUGAAAUUCGA
Messenger RNA from Ostertagia ostertagi, 726 nucleotides. The record is from the annotation of a GenBank genome assembly. Lineage: Eukaryota; Metazoa; Nematoda; Chromadorea; Rhabditida; Trichostrongylidae.